Molecule: messenger RNA, 1250 nt
Organism: Camelina sativa (false flax)
Lineage: Eukaryota; Viridiplantae; Streptophyta; Magnoliopsida; Brassicales; Brassicaceae
Source: RefSeq, a predicted model, not a curated record
AUGGAAAAAAGAAACGAAGAAAGAUGGGCAGCUAGCCAACUAUCUCUGGAUCUGAUUGUUGAGAUCCUCAAGAAACUCCCUUCAAAGUCACUUGUAAGGUUUCGGUGCGUCUCGAAGGAAUGGUCAACCAUUAUCAGCAGCCGUAGAGACUUUAUCGAGGCGAUCGUGGCUCGAUCUUUAUUAGCUCAGCAGCAGAAGCCUCCCCUGUUCGUCUUCCACCAUUGUGUGCCUGAACCUUUCUUCACACUCUCGUCUACUUUCUCUGAGAGCAUCAAAGACGCGGUAUCAAUCUUUGCAUCACCCGGCUGCACUUUUUUCGAGUAUCAGUACGUCAGAGGCUUGAUCUGUUGUUAUUCGACUUCUUAUCAGUUGUUUACGAUAUACAACCCUACCACGAGACAAUCCCUUCGUCUACCCGUGAUCGAAGACCCGGUGACAGAGUUCCGGCGAUGUGUCUGUCACUUUGGAUACGACGCUGUCAUGGAUCAAUACAAAGUUAUGUCCAUAGUUUUUGAUGUCCGAGAGUUUACGCAGACUUUUCAUGUUUUCACAUUGGGACGGAGUCAACAAUCUUGGAGGAGAAUCAAAGGCAUUGAUGAUGAGAAACUCCUUCCAAGCGUCGACGGGGUUUGCAUCCACGGGACUAUCUAUUACGGAGCAACUAGGAUUACGAAAAAAGGCCAACUGUGCUUAAACUGAUGACAUUCGGAGGACUUUGGACUGUGGUGAAACUGUAUUGCUCAGUUUCGACAUCAGGUCCGAAAGAUUCUAUCAUGUCUUGGCUCCAGAGCCAAUGUUAAAAGCAUUGUCGUGUGCCAUUGCAAGUUGUCGAACUCUUUUAAACCACAAAGGGAAGUUAGGAUGCAUUUAUUCCGGCAAAGACGAGAUAUGUAUAUGGGUUAUGGAGAGUGCUCGGAAACAAGAAUGGUUCAAGGUUACUUUCGACUUGCCAGAUAACCCAUUGGGUUGUUUAAAAGGUGCUUUCACUGGAUUCUCAGGUGUCACCCCUGCUGGUGAGAUCUUCGCGACUCAGAAUACGUACUUCUUUCAUGAAACCUUGUAUGUUUACUACUAUGACAUGAAUCGAAACUUCUUUAGAAGAGUUGAAAUCCAAGGUACUAGGCCGGAGAAAGUAACCAGGAAGAAUCGUUAUGCUGUUACCGUACUUGCGAUUCAUGAUCAUGUCGAGAACACAAUGUUGUUGUUGUUGUAGGAUUCAUGUGUAUUAAUAUUAAAAAGUCUUUUUAAUA